GAAAAGCAGAGACUACUCAGGUUACUGGAAUUGCACAAUGCUGCUCCGUUCAGGCCACCGAAAGCCCUGCAAACCACCUAUCCGUGGAAAGCAAUUUUUUAAAAAGAAAUCUCUGCUGAAAAGGAGCAAGACAGUUUCAGAAAAGUCAGGAUUUAGUCUACGAAAAACAGUAAAAUGUUACAUACUGACAGAAGAUUCAAGAACUGUGCACUUUGAUUUAGAUGAACAUGGUCACCAUGAAAUAUGCACCAAGGAUUCACAAUCCCACGAAGAUAUUGCAUGGUUAAGUGUGUUCACAAGUAAUGAAUCAACCGUCUGUGGUAAGACUCAAGUGACUCAAGCUGAAACAAAAUUAUUGCAGCAAAGUGCUAAAAAUCUGGUGAUCCUCACACAGAGAUCAAAGCUCAAUGAAUUUGUCCUGUUGUGCAAGGGUGAAGAGCAGCUCUCUCUAAAGGUCCUAAAAGCACGCUGUUCACGACCAGAUUAUUCAAAAGUGAAAAGAUGCACCUUGAAAACAUGCAAGCAUGAUGAUCCCGACUUCGAGCAGUUGAGUGAAGACAAUCUCUUCUUCAUCAUGCAUUGUCAAGGAGAAUCGGUGAAGUUCCAGUGCUAUGACGACAAAAGUUACUAUCUGCAUGUCAAUGAGGACUCACUUGACAUACGCAAGCCAGAAGAGGCAGAACCUGAUGGAGAUAAAAAUUUUUACUUCAAAGUGUCGUAUUUGUAGGAAAAGUGAUUUGUCUACUUUUUAGUGGCCUAAAUGUCUAUACAGUGUCCAUAACAAGUCAGUAGAAAAGAAGGAUUGAGAUCAUGUAGAAUUAAUCUCUAUUUCGCCUUUUUAUUGACUUUUUUGUACUAUCUUGAGUCUCAGUUUUCCAUUUUACGUAUAAUAUCCUUUAGUUCUCUUUUAUACAACAAGUGGAGAAAAUGGCCAAGUUCAGUAAGCAAAGUCUAUUCGCAUCUUUUCUGCACAAUGACUGUUUCAAAUAGGUAAAUUCUAUCUGAAGAGGAAAAAUGCACAAAAACAGAGAUACAAAAGGUAUGAAAUGCAAAGUACAAUUAGUUUCCAAUGUUGUAAACAUCUUCCUCUUAAAUGACUCUUAAGAGAUCAUCUGAGCUGAGGAAGAAAAUGUUAAGGUGUCCUUAAAUGCAUAUAUGCAUGUACACACACUUUAGGAAAGGAGUGAAGAGGGAGUCUCAGAUCUGCAAGAAAAAAGAACAGAGCUGCUAGAUAAACAGAAGAGCUCUUCUACCUCGUCUGCAGUCCAUGUAAGAAAACAUAUUCCAUUUUGCAAUUUCUGCAUCUAUCCAGAACCCUAUAUAUAGCCUGAGACUCUCCAUGUGUUAUGCCAAAGGAAGUAGGCAAACAGGACUGACUGUACUUAACAGUCAGUUAAGUACAGCUUCUGAACAUUGGCAGCAAAAUUACUCCAAUUGACCUAUUGGCUUCCAUCUCUGAAUCCUAAAGGGAAAUACUCUGAAGUGUUUUCCUGCAGAGGAGAGUGCAGCUCAAUACCUGAACAGUGAUUAAAUGUUCAAAAGAACUGAAAACUCAAAAUAAAACCCAUCUGCUAAUCCCAUGUACAACAGAGGUGCAGUAAGAGUAGCUGCCUUUUAGCAACAGGGUCUGACAAUGUAACAUGAAAAAUGCUGACCUUGCGUUAUGCUCUAUAGAUGCUGAUCCCCGUCCCUGCAUUAUACCCUACCGUGUACAAACAAGUGAUCACCAUGUGUGGAAGAUGGGAUCCCCCGCUCCCUCGGAGUGAAGUUUCCCUCUGUGAUUUGCUGGCAUUUYCCCCUGGUGCAAUGCAUUCAGGUGCAUAUGUAGAUAGGAGUGCCAGGCAUCGUGCACGGAGGUGAAGCAGUUGAGGCAUAGCUGCAGCGGAGGAGUGACCUGUGAGAUACACAACGCGUGCAGGAAUGGCUCUGUGCAAAUACAAUAGGCAAAGCCUAUUCCUUAACCAGGAAUCUCAGUCACACCAAUGCACAUAGCAGUAAGGGUAGAGUCCAGAGUAGACAAAACCUCAAACGUCUGUGUGUCCUUAAGAGAAAUACUGUUCUCUUUUUUCCCAAGAAACAUGCAGAGUUUCACUGCUAGAAUCUCUGUUGUGUUCUCCAGACAGUGAAAAUCAUUUUGUUUAUUUCAAUGCUGGGUGAACAGUAGAAAGCUUUUAAUUUUUUCAUUUAAAUCACACUCAUGGCUUCUGGAUCUGUGAACUGGUUGCUGAAGUCAGUGAAAAAAAACGUGUCUAGUGACUGCAGCAAGUAUUCCGCUAGAACUACAUAUUUAGUUGCACAUGGAAUAAGUUCAAUUGUGUCUUGGGGAAACAUUAAUUAAUACACUAAUAUGCUAUAAUCAUACAUAUUUGGGGUAAUGUGACCACCUAAUUAAAGUACAGAACAUGCCCUCUAGGAUAUAGGUUGAUAAAACCACUACAACACAUAUAAAGCUCAUAAAAGCAUGUUAAAGUCAGAAAAAUUUCUCUUUGACCACUGUGAAUUUUAAAACUAUCCUACAGUUAAAGCUCAAAUUAUAGUCAUAUGCAUAUGAACAUAUUUACCAUCUAUAUUUCUAUUUUUAAUAAUUUAAUGGACAAAAACCAGCAUGGAAAGCUAUAGUAGUAACUUUUAAAAAUGUUUAGAUUUGCGAUAUAAAAGACAAAAAUUGUAUUUGAAUUUAUUGCAAACUUACCAGUCAGUGCUGCAUCUAUAUAUUUACAUAGAAAAUGAGAUUAAUGAUUUCUGGAUCCUGUUCUUUUCUAAACUCUUAUUUUACUGUAAAAUAAUUGUAAACUGACAUUUUCAAAUUUGCACUAAUCUAUAAUGAACUUCAGUUAAACUUGUAUUUUCCAAGGUACAAAGCAUGUGAAAGCAGACAAUUUAUUCUGAAAAGUACUGAUAUUCUAUAACUUUCACUUUACAGAUACAACAAAUAUUAAUGUUAACACAAUAUUUUAUGUUUUUCAAGAGCUUUGUCUUCACAGAAAUAGUACGUUAUAUUUGCUGCAGAAGAUUUGAUGUAUUCUAUAUAAUGUAGACUCAUGUACAUUUAGUACUCUGACCAUACUUGUAACU
Messenger RNA from Nothoprocta perdicaria, 3075 nucleotides. RefSeq lists its product as uncharacterized. The record is from RefSeq and is a predicted model, not a curated record. Bases 38 to 727 code for a protein of 229 amino acids. The transcript is spliced from 6 exons. Lineage: Eukaryota; Metazoa; Chordata; Aves; Tinamiformes; Tinamidae.